Messenger RNA from Fusarium venenatum, 213 nucleotides. RefSeq lists its product as uncharacterized. The record is from RefSeq and is a predicted model, not a curated record. NCBI's taxonomy places the organism in Eukaryota, Fungi, Ascomycota, Sordariomycetes, Hypocreales, Nectriaceae.
AUGCAACCUAUCCUAAGAGCCAUGCCUGUCGAAAAGAUUGUCCCUCUUCUCUUGACAGUUGGCAGCGCCACAGUCGUUGUUGGUGGUGUUCGCACAACGCUCAAGCCACAGACACAAUCACGGUCUUUUGAUAGAAGACUUGCUUCAUACAGCACAGCACAAAGUGAAAAGACUAUGACGACAAUGAUUUACAGCACUUGGCUAGAAGAUUAG